Neurospora tetrasperma FGSC 2508 is the source of this 1521-nucleotide messenger RNA. RefSeq lists its product as uncharacterized. Gene Ontology annotation, biological process: phosphorylation; acetate metabolic process. Gene Ontology annotation, molecular function: acetate kinase activity. The transcript has 2 exons. NCBI's taxonomy places the organism in Eukaryota, Fungi, Ascomycota, Sordariomycetes, Sordariales, Sordariaceae. The coding region runs from base 112 to 1521 and encodes 469 amino acids. The record is from RefSeq and is a predicted model, not a curated record.
UCCUCACAUGCUCCUCUGCCCUGGCGAUACCACGACUCCAGGACGCCGACCUCAUCAAUAACCGAGGAACUAGAAGAAGCACUAACCUCUGCUUCCACAUCGUAGCCCACCAUGAAGGACGUCGAAGAUAUUCACCGUCCGAUGCUUAACAGCCUCCAGAGUACAUCAGCUAAGAUGAAGAAGAUUGUCCUCUCAGUCAAUGCUGGGUCCUCCUCCGUCAAGAUCUCAGCCUACAGCGCUCUCUUCGGCCAAGCGCCCAUCCAGCUUGCCGAAGCCCAAAUAAGCGGCCUGACCGCACCACCUCCCACCCUUCGAUACACACGGCAUGGCGAGAAAGUAAUCAACGACGAGGAAAUCAAAGAUCAAAAGGUGUCCACUCAAGCCGAUGCCUUCGAUAUCCUCGUCAAGGCCUUGAUCGACGACAAUGGUGUCCCCGAGAUCAGCAGCAAGGAGGACAUCGCCUACAUCUGCCACCGCAUUGUUCACGGCGGAGACUUUGUGCGGCCCAAGCUGAUCUCGGACGAAACCUACCACAACCUCGAGAAGCUAAACGACCUGGCGCCGCUGCACAACUCCACCAGCCUCGUCAUCGUCCACCGCUGCAUGAGCGACAUGCCCAAGACGACCUUUAAUAUCGCCUGCUUCGACAGCCAAUUUCACCACACCAUCCCCGAGCACAUCCGGACGUACCCCAUCAACCAGGACAUCGCGCGGAACAACCAUCUAAGGAAGUACGGCUUCCACGGCAUCAGCUACGCCUUCAUCACCCGUGCCACCGCCGAGUUUUUGGGUAAGAAGGUCGAAGACGUCAACAUCAUUGCUCUCCAUCUCGGAUCCGGAGCGAGUGCGUGCGCCAUCAAGGGCGGAAAGAGCCUUGAUAACAGCAUGGGAUUGACUCCCCUAGCUGGACUUCCUGGUGCCACGAGAAGCGGGAGUGUCGAUCCUAGUCUUGUCUUCCAUUACGCCAGCGACGUAGGCAAGCUCUCUCCGGCCUCCACGAAAGAUCUCCACAUCUCCCGAGCCGAAGAGAUCCUCAACAAGCAAUCCGGCUGGAAAGCUCUGACGGGCACCACCAACUUUGGCACCAUCACCGCCGCUUUGGACCCCUCCUCUUCAGACACCACCUCCCAUCUAUCUCCGGAAGAAGUCGCCAAAAUGCGUCUAGCAUUCGACAUCUUCGUCGAACGCAUCUGCGCCUUCAUUGGCUCAUACUACGUCUCGCUCCAAGGACAAGUCGACGCACUCGUGUUCGCCGGCGGCAUCGGUGAGAAGAGCGAUCGGCUGCGGGCAGCGGUCGUUGAGCAGGUUAGCUGUCUUGGGUUUGGACCCGUAGAUAAGGAGGCGAAUGAGACGAGGGUCAAAGAGGAGUUGGAUGAUAGUCAUGAUGUUAUCGAAAUUGCUCCUCCAAACUCAAAGAAGGGGAAAAGAGAUGGGAGAGAGCAUAGGGUUUUGGUUUGCAAGACUGACGAGCAGUUUGAGAUGGCGAGGGCAUGUGCCGAGGAUGGGGAAUUUUGGCGAUGA